AUGGGUAUCUACAGUCCGUACGCCGUCGCCGAGUCCGAGCAGCCUCAGUGGAAGCCUGGCGAGAACUUGGCCGCGGCUGCAUUUGUCGGAAUGGCUCUGGUACUACUAUUGGAGCAUGAAGCUGGGGACAUUGGCAUGUGCGGUAGACGCUCUGGAGUCAUACUCAAGUACUUGGUACCAAAUUCGGCUCAUAUCUGGGGAUUGUACACUUUUCUUCUCCUUACUGGAUGGUCCAUCUACGCUCCUGCACAGUUGCUGGUUCUUUACUCCCGCCUCCACUUGGUCAACGAAAGCUACAGGCUACAACGUUGGGUUUUGAUCAUGAUCACUUCGACCAUAUUCCUUAUCAUUAUUCCCACCUGGAUUGUUGUCUGGCCUGCCUAUGAUCCCGAUCCAAAGACCUCUUCCCUCUGGUCCCCGCGAGACGCUAUCGUCGAGAGAUAUAACCAGAUAGGUUAUACUCUGGUAGAAUUGGUCCUGAGCGGGAUCUACGUGUGGUCCUUGCUGGGAUUACUGAACUUGAAAUCUAGUGUGCGACAACGUCGUGUCAUGCUGGAUCUUGUUUAUGUGAAUAUCAUUAUCGUGCUUUUUGAUAUUUUGGUGGUGAUUCUACUCUACCUCAACCAGGUAGGCAUCAGCCAUCCGAUACAGACUUUCAGCUACGCCCUGAAGUUGAAGCUCGAAUUUGUGGUACUGAACCAGCUUAUGGCUGUUGCUGCGCGUGGAUUGCAAAGGGAAUCUUUCGAAGAAAAAAGGUACCAUCAUUCGAGUGCUCAUGAUGCGUUUUCCGCAGAGUGCCGCCGGUGGGACGAAAAGGCACCCACUGAUCCACGAGAAAAGAAUAGCGAUAGUGAUCACGACGAUCAUCGAAAGUCUUUGUCGAUAGCUUCUGCCCAGAUUACUGUGCCUGAACCUGUGUUGUCGAGGGGCAACCAGUCGCCCAGACAGUCGACGACAGACAACAACUUAUAUGACCACAGCAACAUGAACGAGGACGUCUUUGGCGCUGAGCAGGAGUUUCGGCUGGAAAAUUUCCUCGAAGACGACAGCACUUCAAGUAAAGCCGGGGGGGUAGAGGAAAUCCGGACCCAUCCCAGCCAAGCCUUCUCAGGCGAAACACUGCGAACCCGUGAGAGUUCGACGCCCGAGGAAUCAAGCUCGCAUAUACAACCUCGGCGCUUAAGAGAUGCGAAGAACAAAGCUCUUCGAUCGAUGCACCAUCCGCUUGGACAUGACAAAGGCCAAGGCGCAGGCAACAGGAGGCAACCAAUGAGAGCAACAAUGAAGAGGCACAUGCCAAGGAGAGGAGAGAACAGUGAUGAAGAGGAGGAGGAAGAAAUCGGUGUACACAUGUGGGAGAAUCACGGGAAAUUAAAGAUGGAGACGCCGUGGUUUAAAUCCAUGGGGGAAGCAUAA
Molecule: messenger RNA, 1416 nt
Organism: Letharia columbiana
Lineage: Eukaryota; Fungi; Ascomycota; Lecanoromycetes; Lecanorales; Parmeliaceae
Exons: 3
Coding region: 1-1416 (471 amino acids)
Source: RefSeq, a predicted model, not a curated record